AGCUAUGAGAUCAGUUGAGUAGUGAACUUCGAAGAGCGCGCAAGGGCUUAUCUUGAACUACUUCUGAAAUGGCCAAUUACAGUGCCAAGGAGUGCCUCUGGAGAGGCGAACAACGGCCGAGUGUUCUGAAUCCGGAGGCCAACAUGGGGCAGCUUAUCUGGCAUCUACUGUCCCACAUUCCUAACCGGGUUAUCCAAAUCAAUGCCGAUACGGAUUAUCGUAUGACCUGUGCCGAAAUGCGCCUUAGAAUCGUACGAGUGGCGCUCAACUUGCGGAGGCUGGGCUUUCGAAAAGGUGACCUUGUGACUUUAGCCUGUGCCAAUAGUGACAACACUGUGCCUGUUUUUGUGGCCUGUCUGACCAAUGGCAUGCCAAUUAACCCGUUGGCUCCGGUGUUCAACAAAGACGAUCUGGCGCAUAUGAUGAAGCAAACCCAAUCCAAAGUGGUGUUUUGUGACUCGAUUAAUCGAAGCGCAGUGGAGGCCGCUGUUCGAGAAUCGAUAAAAAAUGCGCCUAAAAUAUUUAUUUUGGGUCCCACUGAAGGUGAGGCGCUCUCGGUUGAACAUCUUUUGAAACCCGUUGAAGGAGAGGAACAUUUCGUACCGGAACAUUUAGGGAAUUCUUCAGAACUGAUGGCAAUACUAUUGUGUUCAUCGGGAACUACCGGUUUACCCAAGGGCGUUUGUUUGUCCCACGCUCAUCUGAUUGAAGGGGAUGUUUUCUCAGAAGCCUUGAACGCAGGUCCUAUCUUCAACUUCAGUUCCCUUUUCUGGGCCACAGGAUUGUACGCGUCUCUGACAUCGCUCUACUAUCUUCGAACACGCAUCAUUACGAAGCAUUUAUUCACUGAACAAACACUUAUGGCAAUCAUUCAGAAAUAUCGCGUCGAAGAUGUUUUCACUCCGCCGGCCUAUGUAUCGGCGCUCGUCAACAGUCCUCACUUUGACAAUGUCGACUUGAGUAGCGUCAAACGGUGGACCAUAGGAGGAUCGAUGGUUUCGGAAGCGAUUAGGGCCAGACUUGACGAAAAACUACCGAAUGGACAAGCAAAGCCCGUUUAUGGCGCUUCCGAAAUCGGGAUCAUCACAAAAUGUGACAAAAGUUUCAAUAUAGGAUCCGUUGGACAAAUGAUAACGAACUUGACCGGAAAGAUAGUGGACGAAGAUGGGACUCGUUUGAAAGCUGGAGAAGUUGGAGAGAUCAGACUUCGGUACAAGCACAAGAUUUUGGGCUACUUCAACAAUCCAUCGGCAACGGCGGAUGCUUUCGAUGAGGAUGACUUUUUCAAAACCGGUGACAUUGGCUUUUUCGACAAGGAUGGGCACCUCCACGUGGUGGACCGUAUUAAGGAUAUCAUCAAAUACAACAACUUCCAAGUGUCACCUUCGGAGCUGGAGGCAAUCAUAUGCCGGCUCGAAGGCGUCGUUCAGGUUUGCGUAGUCGGAAUACCGCUGCCGGAUGCAUCGUCGGAUCUGGCCACGGCAGUUAUUGUCCGGAAAGACGGUUCAAAUUUGACCGGGGAACGUGUCGUUGAAAUCGUCGAUAGCCAAGUUAGCGAUCACAAGCGUCUGCGCGGAGGAGUUUUGUUCGUGGAUAAGCUACCCUCGUCGGCAGCCGGAAAGAUUUUGAGAAGAAAAGUCAAGGAACUGGUAAUUGAUUUGAACAAGAAUUGAUGCUGAAUAAUUUUAAAAAUUUAUGCAAACGAAAAGGAAGAAGGAAGUACAAAAAUUUUGAUAUAAUAAAACAAUGAGUUAUCUGCUUUUAUCAAUAAGUUUGCUGUCGUAUCGUA
Molecule: messenger RNA, 1789 nt
Organism: Uranotaenia lowii
Lineage: Eukaryota; Metazoa; Arthropoda; Insecta; Diptera; Culicidae
Exons: 3
Coding region: 69-1673 (534 amino acids)
Biological process (GO): long-chain fatty acid metabolic process; fatty-acyl-CoA biosynthetic process
Molecular function (GO): long-chain fatty acid-CoA ligase activity
Source: RefSeq, a predicted model, not a curated record